AUGCCGACCAUGACACAGGCAACCGUCAGCACCAGCGUGGAUGUGCCAGGCACGCCCAUUCAUGCUCAGGGCUCCACUCGGAAGCCCAUCAAAACAGUGUCACCACCGUCGCAGGAUGUCUCUAGCACGCCAUCCGAGAAGAAACGGGCGAGCAAAUAUCGACAUGUUGCAGCAUAUCACUCAUCGCUACGGGCGUCGCCUCUGAGCACGGACUCGACUGUCAAUCCGAGCUUCAUCGGUUUUCGCAAUUUGAUGGUGAUUGUUCUGAUUGUAAUGAACCUGAGACUGGUAGUUGAGAAUUUCAUGAAGUAUGGAGUCCUCAUUUGUAUAAAAUGCCACGACUACAGGAAAAAUGAUGUCUUCCUCGCUUCAAUACUCACUGCACUCGUUCCAUGCCAUCUCUUCGUGGCAUACAUCAUCGAGUUAGCUGCCGCGCAGCAGGCCAAGGGAGCCAUCGGCCGGAAGAAGAAGAGUGAUAAUCUCGCUGCGCAAACAGCAAAGGAACAACGGACUUUCCAGCUAGCCUGGCGCUUCAUCGCUUUCGCACAUACCAUCAACGCCACGCUCUGUCUAGCAGUGACCAACUUUGUGGUUUAUUACUACGUUCACCACCCUGGCAUUGGAACUAUAUGUGAACUCCAUGCCAUCAUUGUAUGGCUGAAGAACUGCUCGUACGCAUUUACUAAUCGCGAUCUUCGCCAUGCUAUGCUACAUCCAUCGGAGCAAUCGAAGCUUCCUGAGAUCUACUCGUCAUGCCCAUACCCACAGAAUAUCACCGUGGGAAAUUUGAUCUACUUCUGGCUUGCGCCGACGCUGGUUUAUCAGCCCGUAUACCCGCGAACUACGCAUAUUCGAUGGGGCUUUGUCGGAAAGCGACUUGGCGAGUUUGUCGUGCUAUCCGUGUUUAUCUGGCUGACCUCGGCCCAAUAUGCUGCUCCGGUGCUUCGCAAUUCUCUCGACAAGAUUGCCGUGCUAGAUUUCCCCUCCAUCAUUGAGCGUAUCAUGAAGUUGUCAACCAUAUCACUCGUCAUCUGGCUGGCAGGAUUCUAUGCACUGUUCCAAUCACUGUUGAAUGCGCUGGCUGAAAUCAUGCGUUUCGGUGACCGCGAAUUUUAUUCAGAUUGGUGGAAUAGCUGGAGUGUUGGUAUGUACUGGCGGUCAUGGAACAAGCCGGUCUAUCUAUUCAUGAAGAGACAUAUCUUCUCUCCUCUUGUCGGACGGGGAUGGAGUUCGUUUUCGGCGAGUAUCAUGGUGUUUUUGUUUUCUGCUAUUCUGCAUGAGCUGCUUGUGGGCAUACCUACUCACAAUCUAAUUGGCGUCGCUUUUGCAGGUAUGAUGUUUCAACUUCCAUUAAUAACCGCAACGCAACUAUUGGAACGAAAGGAUGAUCCAACGACUAGGAUAAUUGGCAAUUCAGUAUUCUGGGUGACAUUUUGCCUCGUGGGCCAGCCACUGGGCGCAUUACUAUACUUUUUUGCCUGGCAGGCGAAAUACGGCAGUGUUAGCAAGCUGGCCGCUAGUCUUUGA
Talaromyces marneffei is the source of this 1527-nucleotide messenger RNA. RefSeq lists its product as uncharacterized. Gene Ontology annotation, cellular component: endoplasmic reticulum membrane. The coding region runs from base 1 to 1527 and encodes 508 amino acids. The record is from RefSeq and is a predicted model, not a curated record. NCBI's taxonomy places the organism in Eukaryota, Fungi, Ascomycota, Eurotiomycetes, Eurotiales, Trichocomaceae. Gene Ontology annotation, molecular function: diacylglycerol O-acyltransferase activity. Gene Ontology annotation, biological process: triglyceride biosynthetic process. The transcript is spliced from 4 exons.